GCGUUUGAAGUCGCCUUGUGUGUAUUUCUUCGAGCCCGGUUCUAGUAAUGUUACGCAGCGGUGGAGUGUUUCAGGCAAGGGAUUCUACACUGAAAUACUUCAGAACCUAGUAAAAAGUUCGGUUGCGCAGGAGGAGACCGGCAGUGCAGGUGAUCUGAGAACAUGCCUUUUCUACAUGGUUUCCGGAGGAUUGUCUAUGAGUACCAGCCCCUGGUGGACUCGGUGCUGUGUGCGCUGGGGCUUGAGGAAGGUGCGAGUCCUCGGGAGAGGAGCAGCGGUGCGGGGAAUAUGGACCUCCUUGUGGAACUGCUAGAGAAGGAGUCCCGGUCACCCAUGUUUGAGGAAGGUGUCAGCUACUCCCUGUUCAAAGUCGCUGAGCGCGGCCUGGUACCUGCCGCUGAAGUUCUCCUGCGCUAUGGGGCUGAUCUGAACUUUGAGGAUCCUGUGUCCUACUACAACCCCCUACACAUUGCCGUACUCAGGAACCAGCCCCGAAUGGUGCAGGCGCUGGUGCGCUACGGGGCUGACAUCAAUAAAAGAGACCGGAUCCAUGAGAGCAGCCCCCUGGACCUGGCUGGCGAGGAGUCCGAACGACUUCCCUGCCUCCGCGUGCUGCUCGACCUGGGUGCCGAUGUCAAUGCUCGAGACAAGAAUGGGAAAACUGCUCUGCUCCAUGCUUUGGCAAGCAGUGAUGGGCUCACAGUCCGCAACACCGACAACAUCCGACUGCUACUUGAGAAAGGUGCUGACGUGCGGGCGGCCACACAGGAAGGUGAGACACCUGUGUCUACUCUCGUCUUCCUGGUGAAGGAGGCACUCGAGGGCACUCAGGAGGACGCCUCUGAGAUUGGACGCUUCUGCCUGGGUGUGACACGGCUGCUGCUGGCUCACGGCGCCGAUCCCAGUUGCUGCCUUGCCUUUGGAGACUCCGAGGACGACGAGGAGGCGGGGGAGGCUUCCCUUAUGCAGACCUGCCUGGAGUAUUUUGACCUGCUCUUUCCUCUGGCUGUACUGCUGCUGCAGAGCGGUGCCCUCUUCCGCUGCUCCCGCCAUGGCGCUCGGUGCUGGAUGGGCCACCGCUUAAUUUUUGACAGGCUGGGCUCCACCCUCUGGGCCAGCUCAGACCCAGUGCUGGCAGCUGAUCUCCUGACUAAGGCGGAACUUCUCCUUGACCUGGCGCUGGUCUCCUCGCCUCACUUGCCCCUGCCCCAGGCGGUAGACAUGCCCCUCGUGGAACAGGACUCCCGGUUUCAGGGGUUGCUGGACCUGCAUGGCCUGUCCCGGGGCCAGGAUAUGGGCCCCCCUCCUCUGCGCUGUAUGUGCCGGGCCGUCAUCCGGCACCACCUGCAGCCAUGGAACCUGGAGAGUAAGGUGAAGGCGCUGCCCCUGCCGGACAGUCUGAAGGAGUAUCUGCUGCCUGCCCCCAAGCCUUUGCCCAAGCUGGGGCCGGACUGCUUCAAGCCACACCGCACCCUGCGCUGAUCAACCCUUCUCCUUAGGACUGACCACAGGGGGCGUCGCUGGAUAAGCAUUUGCAGCACCUUGUGCCUCCGAGGUUUCGAAAGCCACAAUGAUGAUCUCUGUGGGUGGGGCAGCAAACUUUAACUUGUAACCAUGGAGGCCUUCGAGCUGCCACUUAUUACAGAGACUCUUUUGUUUGGACUGUGCCAACUAAGGUUGCCGUUCACGGACACUCCUCUCUGGCAGUGAUGUUGAUCAGUGUGAAAGUGAGCGAGUGUCAGGGACUUGAUUUCUGCUGUCGGGAAAAUGGAGAUGAACUGUGCGCGUCACUGAUGUGCUUGUGAUCAAGGUGAACCGUUGCACUUGUGAAGGAUCAGAGUGUGUGUUCACCAUGUCAAUAAAACUCUAUCAACUUAGGUUACUUUUUUCUUUCCACAAAAUGUUCCAAAGGUGCGAGUCCACGCGUUG
Molecule: messenger RNA, 1929 nt
Organism: Scleropages formosus (Asian bonytongue)
Lineage: Eukaryota; Metazoa; Chordata; Actinopteri; Osteoglossiformes; Osteoglossidae
Gene: asb6
Product: ankyrin repeat and SOCS box containing 6
Exons: 7
Coding region: 163-1482 (439 amino acids)
Biological process (GO): intracellular signal transduction
Molecular function (GO): protein binding
Source: RefSeq, a predicted model, not a curated record